This is a messenger RNA of Aphis gossypii (cotton aphid), 706 nucleotides long. RefSeq lists its product as uncharacterized. The record is from RefSeq and is a predicted model, not a curated record. Bases 251 to 631 code for a protein of 126 amino acids. The transcript is spliced from 3 exons. NCBI's taxonomy places the organism in Eukaryota, Metazoa, Arthropoda, Insecta, Hemiptera, Aphididae.
AUUUAUUUUAUAUCAUAAACAAUUUUUUUUUAUUUUAAUUCUUUACUUAUUUUUUUGUGCAAAUCGUAUUUACAACAAAAACGCGUGUAACAUAAUUUUAUAUUAUAACGUUUGUGCCAAAUAGCGAAGCGUUGGUCCCUUAUACUCAGCUAAAUUAUUCAUUUGGGCAAUUACAACAAACCACAAUAACUACGGCACGAGUACAUUGAAAUUCAUCCGUGUACUAUUCAGGCACGUACAAAAAUUUCAAAUGGCAAAAAACAAUAAGCAAUGUUUUGAAUUUGACCGAACCGAUCGAUUACGCAGAACGAUAUUCCUUGAAGACUCCUCUGAGGACGAAUUGUUUGAAUACAAUAACAAAACGAAAAUAAGGGAGGAUAGUUGGAAUAAACCACCUACCAGUUUAAUAAAACCAAAAACAAAAGUCAAAGUUGGAGGCCGUGCUGAUUCCUUACCUAUAUCUAUAAAGCAAGUUAAAGUUAUUAAAAAAAGAAAACCAUUAGUUGAUCGUUUGACCACCGUUAAAGCGUCUAACGUGAAACCGAAAGAAGUGGAACCAAAUAUUAUUAAAAUCGAAAAUAAUAAACAAGUGAUUAAUAAUGCGUCAACAAAAACCAAACGACAAGUAUAAAUUUAAUUUAGUCACUUAAAAAAAAAAUGUAAUAAUAAUAAAGUCAAUAUGAAACUUGUGAUUGUUCAACCAAUA